This is a messenger RNA of Cydia amplana, 1250 nucleotides long. RefSeq names its product GDP-fucose protein O-fucosyltransferase 1 (gene pofut1). Gene Ontology annotation, biological process: protein O-linked glycosylation via fucose; Notch signaling pathway. NCBI's taxonomy places the organism in Eukaryota, Metazoa, Arthropoda, Insecta, Lepidoptera, Tortricidae. The transcript is spliced from 4 exons. Bases 36 to 1172 code for a protein of 378 amino acids. Gene Ontology annotation, molecular function: peptide-O-fucosyltransferase activity. The record is from RefSeq and is a predicted model, not a curated record.
GUAAAAGGAAUAAAAUUAGUAUUUAGUUUAUCAAUAUGUUAAAAUGCGUAUUAUUUUUCUUGUUUACUAUAGAAUUAGCUUGUUCUGAUGUCCAGGAUAGUAAUGGGUACUUGGCAUACUGUCCUUGCAUGGGCAGGUUUGGUAAUCAAGCAGACCAUUUCCUAGGCGCCCUAGCAUUCAGUAAAGCCCUUAACAGAACAUUGAUUUUACCUCCAUGGGUUGAAUACAGGUACGGAGAGCCGAGGUCUAGGCAAGUUCCUUUUGACACUUAUUUUAAACCUGAAGCUUUAGCCCAGUACCAUAAGGUGAUAACAAUGGAACAUUUCAUGUCUGAAAUUGCACCAACUCUCUGGCCAAGUGAAAAAAGGGUAGCUUUCUGUUACACUCAACGACAAGGAGAACAAGAUAACAGUUGCAAUGCAAAAUCUGGUAACCCGUUUGGCCCAUUCUGGGACACAUUUAAUAUAGACUUUGCAGCAUCAGAAUUCUAUGGGCCCUUGAAUUAUGAUUCAACUAAUGCUGCUAUGAUUGAAAAAUGGCAGCAGAAAUACCCAACUUCAAAAUGGCCAGUGUUAGCCUUCACAGGUGCCCCUGCCAGUUUUCCUGUGCAAAGUGAAAAUAGACCUUUGCAUAAGUACAUGCAAUGGAGUGAUGACAUUGCAACAAGAUCAAGGCAGUUCAUAAAGAAAAACAUGAGUGGGGGUGGUUUUCUUGGUAUCCACCUCCGGAAUGGCCAGGACUGGGCAAGGGCUUGUCAACAUGUGAAGGACAGCCCUCUAUUGUUUGCUGCUCCUCAGUGUGUGGGCUAUAAAAAUGAACGAGGGCCUCUGACAGAAUCCAUGUGCCUGCCAUCAAAGUCGGACAUAAUUAAACAAAUAAAGAGAGUACUAAAGAGAUUGAAUGACAUAAAGUAUGUCUUUGUGGCUUCAGAUUCCAAUCACAUGAUUGAUGAUUUAACAAAUGCCUUGCACAGAUUAGAUGUAUCUAUUGUAAGCCUAAAGCCUCCAAAUCCUCACAUGGAUUUGGCAAUUCUUGGGAAAGCUAAUUAUUUCAUUGGGAACUGUGUCUCAUCAUUUACUGCAUUUGCUAAAAGAGAAAGGGAUAUUAUAGGAUUGGGCUCAGAAUUUUGGUCAUUCCCCCACCGCAAGAAACAAAAACAUGAAGAAUUAUAAAAUAAGUAGCUUGGCAUAUCUGAACAGUCACAAUCAGCAAAGUGCAAGAACAAUAUUCAGUCUACAGUUUGUGGGUCA